CCCACCCCCGGCGCCCAGCGCGCGGCGCCAUUGGAUGGACAGCCCGUCGGUCUCCGGGGACUUUCCCAGGGGCGUGGCGUGGCCCCGGCAUUUCCUGGUACCGGCCGGAGCUUAGGGCAGCUGAGUCUGGCCCGGUGCCCCGAAGUUCUCGUCCUAGGCCAGGUGGCCGUCUCGGCAGGGGUUUGAGCUAUCCUCAUGGAAGGGAGAGGACCCUACCGGAUCUACGACCCAGGGGGCAGCACGCCUCUGGGAGAGGCAUCUGCAACUUUUGAACGCCUAGUGGUGGAGAAUACCCGGCUGAAGGGAAAAAUACAAGGGAUAAAGAUGUUAGGGGAGCUCCUAGAGGAGUCUCAGAUGGAAGCGUCCAGGCUCCGACAGAAGGCAGAGGAGCUGGUCAAGGACACUGAGCUGCCUCUGCCGCCAGCUGCUCCUUCCUUGGGCUCCUUCGAUCCCCUGGCUGAACUCACAGGACAGGAUGCACAAGUCCAGGUGCACCCUCCUGCCACCACUCCCAACACCACCACCACUCCCACCACCACUGAAAACUCCAUGGAGAAGCCAGCACCAGCCUCCAGGCCUUCAUCCAAUGGCACUUCCUCUGACUUUGAAGUGGUCCCCACUGAGGAGCAGAAUUCUCCACCCAAAACUGACAGCCACCCUAGGAACAUGAUGGAGCUGGGGCCCCCACCCCCAGAGGACGGCAAUCUCAUGCUCCACCUGCAGCGCCUGGAGACCACCCUGAGCGUAUGUGCCGAGGAGCCUGACCACAGCCAGCUCUUCACCCACCUGGGUCGCAUGGCCCUCGAGUUCAACAGAUUAGCCUCCAAGGUGCAUAAAAACGAACAGCGCACGUCCAUCCUGCAGACCUUGUGUGAGCAGCUGCGCCAGGAGAAUGAAGCCCUGAAGGCCAAGCUGGACAAGGGCCUGGAACAGCGGGAUCAGGCUGCUGAGAGGCUGCGGGAGGAAAACAUGGAGCUCAAGAAACUGUUGAUGAAUAGCAGCUGCAAAGAGGGCGUCUGUGGGCAGCCCAGCUCUCCAAAGACAGAGGGUGCCGGCAAGAAGGGUAUGGCCGGACAGCAGCAGGCCGGUGUGAUAGCAGGUAAAGCCCCUGAGGUGGGGGUCUUGGGUACAGCUGAGAAGAAGGUGAAGAUGCUGGAACAGCAACGCAUGGAGCUGCUGGAAGUGAACAAGCAGUGGGACCAGCAUUUCCGGUCCAUGAAGCAGCAGUAUGAGCAGAAGAUCACAGAGCUACGCCAGAAGCUGGUGGACCUACAGAAACACGUGACUGAGCUGGAGGUGGAGCGUGAGCAGAAGCAGCGGGACUUUGACCAGAAACUCCUCCUGGCCAAGUCGAAGAUUGAGACAGAAGAGACUGACAAGGAACGGCUGGCAGUAGAGGCCAAGGAGUUGCGCCAGAAGGUCAGGUACCUGCAGGAUCAGCUGAGUCCUCUCACCCGGCAUCGACAAUACCAGGAAAAGGAGAUCCAGCGGCUCAAUAAGGCCCUGGAGGAUGCCCUCAGCAUCCAGGCCUCUCCAUCAUCACCACCAUCAGCUUUUGGAAGCCCAGAAGGGGCUGUGAGCCACCUGAGGAAGCAGGAGCUAGUGACACAGAAUGAGCUGCUGAAACAGCAGGUAAAGAUCUUUGAGGAAGACUUCCAGAGGGAACGGAGUGACCGUGAGCGCAUGAAUGAAGAGAAGGAAGAGCUGAAGAAGCAGGUGGAAAAACUGCAGGCCCAGGUCACCCUGUCAAAUGUCCAGCUCAAAGCACUCAAAGAUGAGGAGAAGGCCAGAGAAGCCCUCAAGCAGCAGAAGAGGAAAGCAAAGGCCUCAGGAGAGCGCUACCACGUCGAACCCCACCCUGAGCACAUCUGCGGGGCCUUUCCCUAUGCCUACCCACCCAUGCCAGCCAUGGUGCCUCACCACGCUUUCAAGGACUGGUCCCAGAUCCGCUACCCUCCACCCCCCAUGCCCAUGGAGCACCCGCCUCCACUCCCCAACUCUCACCUCUUCCAUCUGUCCGAGUACAACUGGCGUCCACCCUGUGCAGGGAUUCGGAAUCCCACUUCCCAAGUGAUGGACCCACCCCCAGACAGGCCUGCAGAACCAGAGUCUGCAAAAAAUGACUGUGAGGGGCCUCAGUGAGACCGCAUUGGGUCAUUUGGCUCCACCUUCGUCUUGCAGAGCCAGCUGACCUCAGAUUGCCGAGAAACUAAAGGCCAUGUACGUGUUCUGUGUGGCCCACGACUUGGCUGAACAGAGGCUGGGAUGAGCAGGCGGCCUACCUCUCCAGCCCCACCUCGAACUGUUUACAAGACUAGGGAGACUCCACCCAUGAGGCCUCUACCAGGUUCUUCUGGAUGCAACUAGGAGAAAUUCAACACACCCUGCCUCUUGCCAAGACAAAGGGGCCUCACCUGGCUUUGACUUGCCCUCUUUUGCCGAGGCCACUGGCUGUCCAUCCUAAGAGUGGGGUGCAACCAACACUCUUUCCUCUCAGAACCUUGAAGAAUUGGUUCCAGGCUCUCCAGAGACUACACCCAGUUCAUGUGCAUGUGUAAUUUUUGCUUCAAGCUCAGUAGCAGUACCUGGUUCAUGGCCCUCUCCUUACCCCUCUAUGAGGAGUUAUGGGAAGGGGGCUUUGUCUCUAGAGCAGAAGAGGAUGAUGCUAUGUUCUGAUGCUAGCGUGCACUCCACUGCACCCAUGGCAGCCUCUUGAGAUCCACCAUGAUCUGGGAGAAAGGCCACAUCAGCCGUGUCUGCUGAAGGGCCCCAGCCUGAAGCUGUCCUCGGCCCGCAUACCUUUUGGACAUAAAUCCAACUUGAGAAUCAA
Molecule: messenger RNA, 2830 nt
Organism: Phodopus roborovskii (desert hamster)
Lineage: Eukaryota; Metazoa; Chordata; Mammalia; Rodentia; Cricetidae
Gene: Tnip1
Product: TNFAIP3 interacting protein 1
Exons: 18
Coding region: 196-2142 (648 amino acids)
Biological process (GO): negative regulation of canonical NF-kappaB signal transduction; cellular response to lipopolysaccharide; regulation of transcription by RNA polymerase II
Source: RefSeq, a predicted model, not a curated record